Molecule: messenger RNA, 1877 nt
Organism: Octopus sinensis (East Asian common octopus)
Lineage: Eukaryota; Metazoa; Mollusca; Cephalopoda; Octopoda; Octopodidae
Product: beta-1,3-galactosyltransferase 1-like
Exons: 2
Coding region: 746-1726 (326 amino acids)
Cellular component (GO): membrane
Molecular function (GO): hexosyltransferase activity
Source: RefSeq, a predicted model, not a curated record
CCCCAAAAUUUCGGGCCUUGUGCCUAGAGUAGAAAAGUAUAUAUAAAUAUAUAAUCUACGCAAUUAUAUAUUUAAUUACCUAAGUACAAAAUUAAGGCGACUAACCACACAUUAAGGAAUUUAAUACAUAAAACGUAGAUUAAUACAUUUAUUUUCAAGGAUUUGUGAUGGCAAGAAUUUCAGUUCAACGAAGUUUUUCAACUCAUUAUAUUACAUGUGUUACUCUACUCAUAUUUAGUGUGUUGAUAUUUUCUCUCGGCCAUAUUACGAGAUAAAUAGGUUGGAAGAUGCUGAGAAAGAGAAAGAAAUGAGGAAGAAGAUAACACCGGUGAUUCUUCAUAGCUUCUGCUUAAACUUUUAUCACUCCUUUUUUUCUCACCGUCCCCUCGCCUCAUCACUAAUUGAAUUAUUAACUCUCUAAGUAACAUAUUUCGUUUUGUUACAUACGGCGUAUCUUUUUCAGGAUUUGUUUUCUUACUUUAAUCUUUUACUCAUUUACUUUAGUAACUAUGAUUAGAUAGCUUUUAUUUUAUUGGUCCUGACGGUGCCUAUUCCCUUCGCAGAGUUUCCAAGAAUGAAAAGUCGAUGCUGCUACUGUUGGACAUAAUUUUUUUUUUUUUAAACGGCUACAAUACAAAAGAAAUUUCAACAUUUAUCCUUCUCCAUGAUUUGAUUCCGUGAUUCGAUCGCAGACUACCUCACUAUCUCUCAGAGAUAGGUCUACUGUUAAUUUUCCCUUAAGAAAAUGCCGUUUACCAUGCCAGGAGGAGUUAUCGGUAAAAAGAAGAUUCUCAUAUGGAUGACAAUAUUUAUUAUAGCCGUUUUUGUGUACAUUAUUCUCAUGUACCAAAUCUAUCCAGAAACCUACAUGAAUAUACUUUCAGGGAGGUUACGAUUUCUUCCAUUUUCAAAUGGUUUCAUCAUAAACCAACAAUCAUAUUAUUUCUCAUAUAUUCAUUUGACAAAUAAUUGUUCUGACUCCGUUCAGAUCCUUGUUGCUGUGUGUUCAGCCCCAAUAAAUAUACUGCGUCGAAAUACCAUACGAGAGACUUGGGGUCAAUAUGCUAGGAACAAUUCAAACUUUAAGAUGGUUUUUUUUGAAGGUGUUACACAUAGUCCUGGUGUUCAAGAUGAUAUUCAUGAAGAAAGUGUAAAAUAUGGUGAUAUUGUACAAGAGAACUAUAUUGAUCAUUAUGGAAACUUGUCUUUAAAGUCAAUUGCUUAUCUGCGUUGGGUGAGUUCUUCAUGUAGUAAAGUAAAAUUUGUGUUGAAAACAGAUGAUGAUAUGUAUAUAAAUCUUCCAUUGUUAGAGAAAACACUUAUGAACAUGAAACGUUCUCGGUUUAUCAUGGGUUUACUUUUUCAACAUGUUGUACCAAUCAGAGAUAGUUCAUCAAAAUGGUACACACCCAUGUCAAAAUAUCAAAAGAAUGAGUUUCCUGAUUAUAUGUCUGGGACUGCUUAUCUAAUUUCAGGUGACAUAGUACCAGAAUUAUAUGCAGAAUCAUUUAAUGGAAAGCGCUUCUGGCUUGAAGAUGUUUAUAUAACAGGGAUGCUUGCAAACCGAGUGAAUGCAACAAGAAUAAACAGUAACAUGUUUACAAUCCAUAACCGACAACACACUGGCUGUGCCUACAAAAACAUAAUAAGUGGACAUCAUGUGGUGCCAAGAAAAAUGAAAAUUAUUUAUAAACAAUUAAAAGACGUAAAUCUUGUUUGCCAUUAAUUUUCUCUUUUAAAAAUAGCAGUUGAAGCUUGCUGAAAUGAACUAAGUGCCCUGCAUUCUUGAAUAUCCUUACCCCAUAUUCUGAGUUCAAAUCCUGCCAUAGUUGACAUCUUUUAUUCUUCUAAGGUGAUGGUUAUUAAAACAAGUGGUA